AGACGGGUUUGUCGACUGUAAAAAGGUCAUGAACCUGAGGAUGGAGCUGACAGCAGGUGGUUCCUGUGCAGGGUUCACCAGUGAGGAGAAAGACCCGGAGGAAUUCCUCAAUGUCAUCAUGCAGCACGUGCUUGGCCUGGAGCCAUUACUCAAACUCAGGUCAGCAGGCCACAAGGAGCAGGAGUGUUACUGCCAUCAGAUCUUCAUCGACCAGGAUGAUGACCUGACCGUUCCCACAGUACAGCAACUGGUGGAGCAUUCCUUCCACAGUAACCAGCUCAAACUGGCUGAG
Messenger RNA from Chiloscyllium plagiosum (whitespotted bambooshark), 292 nucleotides. The record is from RefSeq and is a predicted model, not a curated record. NCBI's taxonomy places the organism in Eukaryota, Metazoa, Chordata, Chondrichthyes, Orectolobiformes, Hemiscylliidae.